CCGCAUUACAGCCGCCUAACAGCAGGGCCGGUGUUGAGACUUCCUCGGGCCCAUCUGGAUGUGUGGACUGAGCCCUUUUUACUCAAGUUCCUGCAGCUUCAGAUAUGACCUGGAGCUUCUCUUCCCUGGUGAAUUCACACUGACCUGAUCAUUUCGGCUGCUCUGCGGAGAACGUCAGAGCCAUGUUGAAACCCCGUGGAUUUUGUAUUAUUGUCGUUCAGCUGCUUUUGGCAGCAGGAAUGGAUGCUGAUUGGAGUGUUCAAAGGACUCCAUUCAGCUUCAAUCUUGGAAACAGGCCAUAUCUUCAGAUGACUCCACCGUCGUUUGACCCACUACACUCUGAUCCUGGAGACACUGGACAGUGGCCAAGUGAUCUUUACAAUGACACCAAGUCCAAUCAAAAGAGUGCAGUCAAUGGUAGUGUAGGUUUGUGGUUUACAGAGCCCCUGAUGCCAUCUAUGUUGAAGAUGGGUAACCAACAGCAUAUGACCCUCAGCGAAGUUGAUACUAAACACAGCCACCAAACUAUAGUUAUUUUGGAAGAGGACCCUGCAGUGAUUGAGUCUGCCACUUACCUGUUUGAGAGGCAUCCCACUACAUCAACUUUGCUGAGGUACCAGAGAGGGGUGCUGCAUGUUCUCAAGGGAAGCCAAGUCUUAUCUACUAGAUAUCAUGAUGUUAUACUGGUUGGCCAUGGCAGCAAUGGUGCCAAUGGAGCAGCCCAGCUAGCUGGUUAUGGCCCAGAGGAGCUUGCCAAAUUUGUGGUAAAAAUUCAGAGCAUCUUUGGUCAUCUUGGCACCGUCAGCCUCGUCAGUUGCAAUAUUGGGAAUGAGUUGCACUUUGUGUUGCAGCUGCUACAAGUUCUCCGGUCUCUCAGUGUAGAAACAAAGCUGCACCUACACAACUCCUUCCUGUCCGUUAACUCUGACGGACAGAUAAUGACUAGGACCGGCGGAGUCUGGAGGUCCCAUGACAACAGCAAAAGAGUUAUUGCUGAACUGGACCAAAGAGGUAACCUGAUUACGAGAUCAGAGCUUGGCUGCGCAGGGCCAGUGUUUCCUUCUUAUAAAGGAAAUGUUUUGUAUCUUCAAACAUUGGAGUGGCCAAGCCACCCUCAAAUGUUUGUUCCAAUGGAGUUGCGCAAAAAGUACCCAUCUAUUGACUGUCUGGAGGGCCUUACUUGGAGCUUGUUCUUUGAGGAGAAUGAUAGAAGGCGUGCUCCUGAUUAUGUCCCAGACCUUGAUCAAAGACACCUGAAAGCAAUUUGGCUUACAGAGCCAGGACCAGAUGAAAACAAAAUUAUCUACAAGCAUAUCGUCAACAUUCAGGAUCUACUUGUAGAGAUACGAUACAAUGCCAGAGAAGAAGUCACAUCAGACCUUUACUACGUUCUCAAUGAUUGCAUUUACAGAGUAUACAGCAGAAAUCUUAGUGUUAGUCUGGUGGGCAAGUUCAUGAGCGGUGACAACAAAGCUGAAAUUGAAAAUUUCCGGCUAACUUUCAAUGAGGAUCAGCGCGAAACCUCGCUACAGGAGUUGAGACAGGGUCUUAAAGAUACCAAAUUCAAUGACUUCUGUCGGCAGACUUUCCAGUACCAGCAGUGCAACUACAACUGUGAGAGAUGGGGUCGUUACUUCAUGACAGCAGUGUUUUCGGCAUCUGUGCGUAACUUCAGAACCUUCUCGCUGUUCCUCAUGAGCGUCAUAGGUUGUGAAGUAGGCCGCUUACGGGGUAACGAGAGCCCCCUGUGCACAGCAUUUGUCGGAGCUGACCACCCCAUGGUGACUGACCAACCCUGGCCCGAUCGUCUGAAACGAGGAUUCUACGGCUGCACUGUCGACAACUAUGACAUGGCACCGCAGAACAAACAGUUAUGGUUAGAUCAGGUGGUAGCCAAGGAAAAUGACCUGUACAUCAAAGCGAAGCAGAUGAUGAACACCGUCGACCACGAUGAACAAACAGAGCUGGAUAUCUUCGGGAAGGUCAAAGUCAUGAAUAAGUAUGUGUUCUCAUCUUUUAUGGAGUCCUUUCGAGGUACACCUGAGGGAAAGAAACUCAAGAGGGGAUGUAAUCUGAAUUUCCAUGAGAAUUAUAAUCAAUAAUUCUGGUGAAAUGGAGUUAAUCUGAUUGUGUGUUCAUGGCUGUCUCUAGUGUUCUUCUAUGCAGAAAGGUCUGACAUGUUUUGCCUGAUGCUGAUAUGACAAUAUGCUAUAAAGUAGUGAAUAAGUUACUUGUAGGCUACUGCUCGGCUUACUGGCGCAGCGACACAUUUGAUAAUGCUUUAAUGGCUAGGAGAUUGGAAUUUAUCUUGAUAUGAUGUAAUACAUAACCACAAUAAAAUAUAACUGCCAUACUG
Messenger RNA from Larimichthys crocea (large yellow croaker), 2356 nucleotides. RefSeq lists its product as uncharacterized. The record is from RefSeq and is a predicted model, not a curated record. Bases 183 to 2102 code for a protein of 639 amino acids. Lineage: Eukaryota; Metazoa; Chordata; Actinopteri; Sciaenidae. The transcript has 4 exons.